Messenger RNA from Trifolium pratense (red clover), 1358 nucleotides. RefSeq lists its product as uncharacterized. The coding region runs from base 43 to 1095 and encodes 350 amino acids. The transcript is spliced from 5 exons. Lineage: Eukaryota; Viridiplantae; Streptophyta; Magnoliopsida; Fabales; Fabaceae. The record is from RefSeq and is a predicted model, not a curated record.
UACACUCUUAAUUUCAUCUUAAUUAGAUCCUCUAAUUUGAUCAUGGAUUAUAUUUCAGCUUUAGAACAAGACAUAGAGAACAAUGUAAACAAUAAGCAAUUUCUUCCAAGAAAGCCUGCUAGACAACCAAAUCAAGUCGUAAAGAGAAAAUUGCGUCGAGGAUCAGCCGCAGCUAGAAUUCCUGGAAAGCAAACUGAGCUAUACACAAAUAAGGAGCUAUUGAGAACUAUUGCUUUCUUGGCAAAUGCUACACAGCCUGAGAAAGCAUUGACUUACAAUAAGGCCUAUGUCAAUGAUGAGAACGAAGAGUGGAUCACACAUAGUGGGGAUGAGAGUGAUUCUUUGGUUCAUGAUGAAAAGGGAAAACAAGAACCUCAUAUGUCAAUACAAAAAUCUAGCAGCAACAUUAACAACAACAACAACUACUACUACAUCAAUAAUCGUAAAAAGAAAACCAGCCAAAUUGACAGGACAAAGGCAAACAAGGAAUGUGAUGGUGUUACUCGUUCCUCCUCCCACGUGAUAUACGUGAAAGACACGAUUCAAACAUUAGAUUGCAAUCAAGAACAACGAUUAACAGAAAAACUUCACACCUCUUGCAAAGGAUUUAUACAGUUCUGUUCAGCACAGAUAAUUUGUCCACAAGAAGAUCGUUCUGCAUUGGCAAUAAAGCUAUAUGGAAUUCAAGCAGCACUAUUAUCAGCUUUGGGAAAUCCAUUUGAAAAUCUAUCUCAAUCAAGUUCAAAAAACAGUUCACAAAUACUUGUAGUAAGUUUAGGGAAAGCAUUUACUGGAUUCUUACCAGCAAUGAUUUGGACUGGAAUGAUCACAGUGAGUUUUUUGUACACAAUGAUGGUAGUUUGGUCUUUGAAUUUUCGGGUUCCGAUUAUUGCAAUGCUUUGUCUUUCUCUUUUAUAUUGUUUGUCUGUGUUGGUGGCUGCAGCUUCAGGGUUUAAUGUCAUAUGGGGUACAUUUAGAAUUAAUGGUAUCUUAUUUGCUUCUUUAGGAGUUCUUAGUUUUGUUUUGAUCCUUUUUGUUUUGGUCAUGUUUGUGCUUUUUGCUUGCUGGCAACGCACAAAUGAAGAUGAAAGAUAAAAGUUACUACUUGGUGUUUGUUUUAACACCAUUCUAGGCCUAUGUUUCGUUUGGUAUCACGCUCGGUAUGACAGAAUCACGAGGAUCCACCGUGAUUUUUCACAAGCUAUACUCUGAAGCUUCUGCAACACCAUAGUGGAUCGUCGUAAUUUUAACAUACUCACCGUGAUACAAAACUUCCACUAGUAUUAAUAUCUUUUUAUUCCAUUGUAUUUGUAUAAAAAUAAAAAUAGUCCACAUAUGUACAAAAUACAUUCUCAUGA